AUGACAUCCGAAGGCCACCAUCUAGGACCUGUGCACCAUGGGAAGGAGUGGUACUCGUCUGCAAUGGAGAGCAGUAGAAAAGUCAUAAAGGCAUUUAACGAUAAAGUGAUGCAAUGCGUGGAAGAUAUGUUGAGACCGGAGAGGAAUAGCAGCGGAACCGUAUGUAUAGCCGAGUUUGGGUCUGCUGACGGGGGCGUGUCACUAGAGCUGAUUAACGGUGUAAUAGAUUAUAUCAACCAAAGUUCAAAAGAUCCAAGAGAAAUCCUUCUGGUUUACGAAGAUCAAUUAUUGAACGAUUACAAUGUUCUGUUCAAAACGAUUCAUGGCACUUCUACGAACGCAUCUACCAAGCUAUCCACGAGAGAAAAUGUUCACCUUUUGGCCAGCGCGACCUCAAUGUACCGCCAGUGUCUACCCAGCGGUUUCGUUGAUAUUUCGUUUUCGUCAAUGGCAAACCAGUGGCUCAGUAAAAAACCCUGUCAUAUCCGUGGUGGGAUAUUCCAGACUGACUGUAGCCCUGAAGAACUAGAAGCCUUUCAACACCAAUGGCAGACUGACUGGAAACUGUUUCUGUCGUGUCGAGCUCGGGAACUCCGACCAGGGGGAUUCUUGGUUGUGAUUUCCUUCGUGACAGGAGACAGUGGCCGGGAUAGUGAUAUUGACGAAGAAGACAUACACGAUGUGUUUACAAGCACUUGGAAAGACUUUUUGAAAAGUGGAAAGAUCACCGAGGAGGAAUUUGUCAACAGCUCCAAGAUAACAUAUUCACCCACCGCCAACGAACUUAUAAAGCCAUUCCACACAGACAUGAAAGGUUCACUUACGUUGGUUGAUUGUACCCAGAAAGACGUACAUAUAAUUCCCGGUUUCGCAAACGAGGACGGUAUCAAGGAGAGAGAAAAUUUUGUGAACAGAUCUCUGAAAUGUGCCAGGCCAUGGUUGUACAAUAUCUUGAAGUCAGGGCUGUCCUCAAACAGAACCGAGGCUGAAAAAGGAAAACUACUUGAUGAUUAUUUCCAGAUGCUUAGCAAUAUCCUCAUGCAGAAGACAUCGUUCAGUCCCUUAUACUAUAAAACAGCUUGUGUUGUAGCAAAACGCACACUCUUAUAA
Ylistrum balloti is the source of this 1110-nucleotide messenger RNA. RefSeq lists its product as uncharacterized. Gene Ontology annotation, biological process: methylation. The coding region runs from base 1 to 1110 and encodes 369 amino acids. The transcript has 8 exons. NCBI's taxonomy places the organism in Eukaryota, Metazoa, Mollusca, Bivalvia, Pectinida, Pectinidae. The record is from RefSeq and is a predicted model, not a curated record. Gene Ontology annotation, molecular function: S-adenosylmethionine-dependent methyltransferase activity.